UUUUCCAGGCCAAACAUAGCCAACUCCAGGCUAAACAUACCCAACUCCCACAACCUCAUAACCAUUGAUUCCUUCCAAACCCUUGAUCAUCUCUGUCACCCUCUGCACACAUCUCAGCUUGUCGAUAUCCAUCUUAAAUUGUGGCGCCCAGAACUGAACAUGGUUGGAUGGCUUGUAUGAUUUAGUUGAGAUUCCUGCAUUGCAGGGGUUUGGACCAGAAGGCCCUUGGGACCCCUUCCAACUGUACUACAAUGCUAGGAUUCUGUGAAAAGGAAGUCUAGUCAGACGGUGAAAAGAAGCAAAAAGCCAGUGCAGCAGUUUUAAAGAGGAAUGUAUUCUAUGGCCUGAAUGCAGACAAAUGCAACUAUUUCAAACACGAAUCAUUGUGGGUAAAAUUGCGUAAGAUGGACGAAUGGUCUGAUUCAACAUAAGGAACCCUCUGAGGUGCCUGCAUUUGUUUUGUUUUUAUUUCAAAGUAGUUUAUUUAUUUUAUAUCAUCUCCUCUCAUUUAUGAAUCACUUCCCAUGAAACACCCUGAAGCAAUUUAACAGCGAUAUCGUCAACAAGAAAAAACAUAUGUAUAAAACAAUUUCAGAUCCAAUACAUGAAUGGACAGGGAUUUUUAAAAAGGUCUUUAGCAGGUGAUGGAAGCUUUAGCUGAGAUCCCUGCAUGGCAGGGGGUUGGACUAGAUGACCCUUGGGGUCCCUUCCAAUUCUACAAUUUAUGAUUCCAAAGGGUAGAUGCCACCACACUAAAAGCCUACUGCCUACAUUAUACGUGCUGGUGAGAUGGUAUCAGCAGCAAGCCUUCUCUUGCAGAGCACAGUGGUUGGUUGGGUACAUAUGAAUGGGUGAUGCAAUAUUUUAGGUGCAAAGACCUUUGACCCUCCGUGGUCCCUUCUUGGAGCUACCCUUCUGCAUGGGAGCCAUGGAAUCACAACCAGCUCUGUGGACCUCCCUUAUGACAUCACUGGAGAGUUCUUUUCUUGGGUGUGGUUCUUCUCCAGCAGCUUCCUAUCCCCACUCAGAAGGCUGGACAUAAUGCCUACCAUACAUUUCCUGCUCCUCUGGCUAGCCCUUUGUGCACAGGCCACAGCUUGCCUCCUCUGCUUCACCACCCAACGAAAACGUGCCCGCGUCUGCCAACACUUCUUUGGCCACCGGGUUUCCCAGCAUGGGAACUGCCUACCGAUUAUGGAAAGGGCCUUUGCGCGUUUCGCCAAAACCCAGGUGGGUGAGUGCCGUCCAAUUGAGCACCGGACCAAAAUGGAGGCGGUCGCACAUACCACCUGCCCCCAAUGUGCAAUGUUCAGUGUGCAUGCUUAUGGGUGCUUAUAGGAUUCCCCGAUCGCAGUUGUUUGACUUGAGUUUUCAGGGUUUCAGCUAUUUUCGCCGAAGGUCCGCAACCAGAAAUAUGUUAAGCGGAUCUUAACAGACAGGGCCAUAGCUUGUCAGUUAUCCCAGGGCUGCCAGCCAGUGUCAGCGAUACUGAGCUAAAUGGAACGAUGGUCUGGCUCGAUAUAAGGUUCCUUGGAUAGCUAUCUGAAAGCAUAGGCAAAUGUGACCAACUUGGCCAGGCAACGGGGCUAUUGUAGAUGAUGCCAGGCAAAGGAAUAUGUGGAGGAAAUGCCGCAACUGUGGUGCCACCACAGAGAAGGCCCUUUCUCUGGUGGCCACCGGCUUCUCCUCCAAAGGUGGGCUGACCUGGAGAAAAGCUUUCAGGUGAAGAUCUGAAUAGAUUGGCAGGUUCAUAAGGGAACAGGAAGCCCUGGAGAUAUUGUUUUGCUUGGUUCUCCAGCUUGUGUUUGGCUCCCUGACAUAGCAGACGCCAUUCGCCACCCUCACACUGUGCUCCUGAGCUCUGCCCCUACCCAGGAUCAUAGAAUUUGUAGACUAGGAAGGGACCACAAGGGUCAUCUAGUCCAACCCCUUGCAAUGCAGAAAUAUUUUGCCCAGCGUAGGUCUCGAACCCAUGACCCUGAGAUUAAGAUUCUCAUGCUCUUCCAACGGAGCUACAAUGGAAAAGGGACCAGGCCCUUCAACAGCUUCCUAUCGUCUUCUUUCCAAGAUGCAUCCGAAAUUGAGAAGCUGAAGGACACAUUUGGCAGAAUGAUCUUUUUCCUGGAGGAGAAAAGCAUGGCGAAGGUGCCUUAUCCCCUGGCAGUUAAAGAAGCUGAGACGCAGGUUGAAAAAGAGAUGGCACAGCUCAAAGCAGCUCCAGCCUGCAUCCCACCGUGUGGGUUCCAGAAAGAGGCUCGCCAAUACCGAUGCUCGUCUUGCACCAUGGUGGACUGCUCGCUGCCCAUCGAUUGCCCGAUUCAGGAUGUGCAUAAAUCUGAAGGGGACGUGACACUUCUCAGCUGCGGAGUUAAGUUUGAGAUUCCUGAAGACGCAACCUUCCGAUGGAAAUUUGCCAAGGAAAUCAGAACCAACAAAGUUUUCCUCUUCCAAGACCUGAACUUUGGGUUCAAUCCUUCCCUCCUUAUCCGCCCCACCCUGGGAUCCCACCAUGGCACUUUCGCCUGCCAGAUCGCUGGGGAGGACGGGGUGCUGGUCAGGAAGUUCUUCUACCUCAACGUGACGGAGAAGAGACUUCAUCUAGAGAAAGAGUUGCAGGAUAUGUUCAAAGCCAUCUUGAACCCCCCGCCGAUGGUAGAGGUUGCAGGUGAAACAUGGGGAGAGGAGGUGCAGACCAACCUAACUGACUCAGAGAUGCCAUCCUUGGAAGAGAUUCUCUCUGGGCCAGACUUCCUCCACAAGAAGGUCGUUGUCUUCCUCAUCGUAGGAAUAGCCAUGCUCUCAACGUUGGCCACUAUGAUAGCAAUGACAAUUUAUCGCUGGGCUACAGACAUCAAACUGUGAAUUGGGAGGAACUUCACAGAACAUUCCUCCCUUCCCCUCUACCAACCCCUUCUUUUUGCUGUGCCUUGGUAAGGACUGUACAAUGAUGACAUCACCAUUACCAUUACGACACAAUUAAAAGAAUAAUAAUAAUCCAGGUCACACAUUGGAACUUCUAAGGACAAGUUAUGAGUUUUGCAAUUUGUACUCAGGAUAAUCUCUCUCCCAUUUAAUGACGGGGUGGGUGGACUGGUGACUAGCAAAAACUCAAAAGUGUGCAUCUGUCUGUCUGUCUGUCUGUCUGUCUGUUGUUGUUUGUUUAGGCCUGUCUGAGCCUGUUGCAACAAAAGGAAAAAAGCACAUUGGGUGCUCUCUGGGCUGUUUUAGAGGUUUCUCCCGCACCCAUCCCCAUUAAGAGGUUUCUCCCCCCCACGCUCCAAAUUUCUGCAGAGCAUAGGGUUGUUCCAAGCCUACUGAUAUCUCCUUCCUGUUAAGCGAGCAAGGCACUCAAAUCUGAAAAUGGAGAGAUUAGAAGACAUAAAAUCUACAAGGACAGAGCUGUAUUGCAGUAUAGCUCAGUGAGAGGGUAUCUGCUUUGCGUGUGGAAGGUCCCAAGUUCAAGUCCUGACAAGGCUUGAAACCUUGGAGAGCUACUGCCACGCAGUGCGGACUAGAUGGACCCACUUUCUGACUGGACCUGCCUGCUGCAGCGAAACCAAAAGAAGUUUUCUGAAUGGAAAUUAAGCCAAGGAUUAUGAGCAGGUCCUGCAACAAAAUGUUGCCAUGUGGCCUGUUCCCUGUUCAGGAUUCCGACACCCAUGUUCCACCCCAUCCCUGCAAAAGUCCGUCUGUAUUCCACAUCACGGGAGACAGUCAAGUAAGAAACUAAUAGUGCAAAGUAGGAAUUUAUUAACACAGGAAUUAAUACAUUCCUCUAAGACAGGGUUCGCCAAACUUGGGUCUCCAGCUGUUUUUGGACUACAGCUUCCAUCAUCCCUAGCUAGCAGGACCAGUGGUCAGGGAUGAUGGGAACUGUAAUCCCUAAACAGUUGGAGAGACCCAGGUUUGGGCAAGUCCACUCUAGGGAGGGAAACCUGUGCAUCUCCAGAUGUUAUUGGAAUCUAACUCCCAUCAAUUUCAGCCCGAAUGGUAGGGAUGAUGGGAGUUGUAGUCUGGCAGUGAAUGAACAAAGGUUAAUCCCCACUGAACUUGUCACCUCGCCUCAAGAACGAUAUUUGGGGAAGUUCAGAAAAGGGCAGACAAAAUGAUUGAGGGGAUGGAAUGGCUUCCCCAAUGAGGAAAGGUUGCAGCACUUGGGACUUUUUAGUUUACAGAAAAAGCAAGUAGGACAUGACAUGAUAUAUAAGUUUAUCCUAGGCAUGAAGGAAACUGAGAAAGAGAAGUUUUUCUUCCUCUCUCAUACAUAACACUGGAACUCGGGGACAUCCAAGGAAGCUUUCAUAAAAGAAAGAAUUCUUCUUCAGGCAGUUAAACUUUGGAACUCACUGCCACAGGAGUCAGUGAUGGCCACCAACUUGGAGGCUUUAAAAGAGGACUGGGCAAAUUCAUGGUGGGCAAGGCUAGCCAUGGUUACUAGCUGCAAUGGCUAUGUUGUGCUUCCACAGCUGGAGACAGCAAAGUGUUGAAUAUCAUUUUAUGGAAACCACAGGAAGGAAGGAAGGGAGCACUUGGGUUCUGCUUGCAAGUUUCCUAAAGACACAUAGUUGGCUGUUGAGAGAACAGGAUGCUGGACUAGAGGGGCUACUGACCUGAUCCUGCAGGCUCCUCUUACAUUCUCAUGACUAGAGCAGGGCUGACGAAUCUGUGGCCCUCCAGAGGUUGCUGAGCUCCAUCUCUCAUCAGUCCUGGCCAGUAUCACCAGGAGGCAGGAAUGAUGGGAACUGUAGUCCAGCAACAUCUUUAGCAUGGCAUGAUCCCCAUCCCUGCUGCGCAAAAGGCAGAAAAGAUCAUGUUUCCCUGGUGGCUUGGGGCAGUUAUUAUAGGAAGGAAAUUGAAUUCACUCUAAACUAUUCAGAACUAUCACCCUACCCUGUUUCAAGGGUGCCUCUAAAAACAGGCAGUUACAGAUGUUUGGAAGGGAGCUGCGUGGAAUUUUCAAGUGACAAGAAACAUUUCUUCUUCCAGCAAAGCUAUUUCAUUUAAAGGAAAAAAAGUUUCCUUCUCUUGGUUAAUAUGGGCUGCUGAAAUUGGCAGUAUUCAAAUCAUCAGUGACAUUGCACUUGGGUGAUUUUAGAUUCUGAAUUUAAUAAGGUUGAAGUGUGGGUGCCCUGGGGCCACAAUGAACAACUCUGCACUGAAUAGAGCUCCAAGAGCUGAUGGAUCUUCACCUCCACAGAUCGAGUGGAGAUAAUCUGGCAGAUCUGCCUGAGCUAAUCAAAGACACUUGAUUAGAUUACUGCUUGUUGGGUGUCGCCUUUUCUUCCUGAACCAUUUGCCCCCAAGGGUAAUAGGCCCACCCUAGACUCCAUCCAUCACUCUUUAAUGGGUCUUGGGGGGGGGUUCCACACAUUUCCAAAACAGCCAAAGGUCUUCUGGCGGUACCUUAAAAAACCCCAAAACCUAACAUAUAUUACAAGUACGUAACACAUGAAGCCUGGUGUGGUUUCUCUUAAUUGUGGAAGUUAACAUAAAGCAUGUGUUUGGGUAGGGGUCCAAUUGAAAAGAAGAACUUGAUAACUUCUUAAGUGUUUCUCAGAGCUUUAUGUGCACAUGCAUGGUGUUAAUAUAGCGCCCAAACUGUUUUGGCCAGGUAUGGAAUCCUUUUGACACUCCUUAAAUGAGAUGGGAGACUGCAGAGGGUGUCUUGGACUAGGCAACUCUUGUAACAACCUAUAUAAUAGCAAAAAGCAAGAGUUGCAUUGAUUGGUGGAUACAUCACUUUGUUAACUGCAAAAAAAUUGUUGUGCUCUUAUAUCUAAUUUUCUUCUCAGAAAAACUGAAAACAAAUAAAGAUUAUUAAAAUU
Podarcis muralis (Common wall lizard) is the source of this 5825-nucleotide messenger RNA. NCBI's taxonomy places the organism in Eukaryota, Metazoa, Chordata, Lepidosauria, Squamata, Lacertidae. The record is from RefSeq and is a predicted model, not a curated record.